Molecule: messenger RNA, 866 nt
Organism: Colletotrichum acutatum
Lineage: Eukaryota; Fungi; Ascomycota; Sordariomycetes; Glomerellales; Glomerellaceae
Exons: 2
Coding region: 88-795 (235 amino acids)
Source: RefSeq, a predicted model, not a curated record
CUUUGUGGGGUAUACAGACAAGCAGUAUCUGUUACAAAUGAAUGCUGCGGGAGGAGGGCCCGAGAAGAACAAAAAUGACGGAGAGGGAUGGCUGUCGAGCACGAGACAAACCAGAUCGGACGGGGGAAGGGGGAGGUUUAUGAAGGAAAUGCCGACCGAGAGGACAGAAACAGGCGCGCAAGGACUAAGGGUUCUUGUCAAGGGCGGCAAGCGGAUCCAGUCAUGCAUGGAAAGCCGAUAGGCUGCACCUGGUUGACGAUGGAAAAUUACACACAAGAGAAGGAGGGAGAGAUGAGGGUCCAGGGCCGAUUGAGUAUCAAGCUGGUCUAUCCAACUUUGCCCCCCUCUCGACGGACGACAGACGCAGAUCUUGGCAAGGACAGGAUAUGGCAGGCUAUCCUGGCAGCAACCCCCGUUACUUCUUGCACACGAUUUGGGGGAGGGAUGGAGGCGAUUUGGCUUUUUGGUCGUGCUUCGAUACGUACCAAGUCCUACGGCAGGCCAGCGGGAACGAGCGAAACCUUCCCCGUCGUUGUCGAGUCUACUCCUCUGUAUUCGUACGGAGUACUACUGUCUGGGCGAGCUGAGAACGAGGUGCCUGGCGCGGGUACAAACCCAUAUUCGGCCGAAGAAAGGGCAAGCAGUCGCAAUCGCAGUCGUAACGAAGUGGAUUUGGACGAGACCCCGUCGCCAGCGACCGUGACCUGGGGGAGACGAGAACCACAGCAAUGGGAUGUCACCCUGCUCUCCACCGUGGCACCGAGACAUAUGCGUACGCCCCAGGCGGGCGACUGAGAAAGUCUGAGAGCCCCCAGAUAGCGUGGGCUGUGCUGGUUGGCCAAUGGGCAACUUGUCACUUGAAGCCG